CAACAAAUGGGUCUCAAAUCAGGCCCCCACGAAGAAAUUGUGGUAUUACGCUUCAAAAAAAACAUAAUAGAUUUAAGUGCCCAUGUUCUGGUUGCAACUUAUACUUUUCAAGUUAUGGAGAAGUACAAACAAAAGAUUAACGAUAAAAGACAUACAUUAUUUAAAGAAGCGUUUUGCAAUCAACUUGACGAUAUAAUCAAUGGUUUAACGAAAUAUUAUCAUUUGACUGAACAAGGGAUUUUAAUUGAUAAAGACUUAAAAAAAAGCUGUGACAGUCUUUUAUUGUUAAAACAAGAUUUCUCAAGUUUCUCAGAACAUCAAUUCAGAAUAUCUGAAAAUGCAUUGAAUAAAAAAAUCAAAUUUAUUGUUAGAUACAAAGAAGAAAUCUCAAGAUUGAAAUGCGAACUUGCUAAAAACAAAGAUAAAAUAGCAUCAUUAGUUAAUCAAAACAGAGGAUUGUAUGAAAAAUAUUCCAAAGUACAAGAAAAACACACAACUCUUCAACAGGAAUACCAAGCAUUAAUUGAAAAUAACAACAAUUAUUUUAUUGAACAGUGUGAAUUGUUAAAGAAAGAAAACUAUUCUCUGGUUCAACGGAAUCUAGAGUUAAAUGAUGAGAUUGAAGACUUGAAAGAAAGGAAUAAAGAAAUUGAAAGGGUUAUUGAA
This is a messenger RNA of Racocetra fulgida, 666 nucleotides long. The record is from the annotation of a GenBank genome assembly. Lineage: Eukaryota; Fungi; Glomeromycota; Glomeromycetes; Diversisporales; Gigasporaceae.